CUUCCAAACACUAUGGAGACAGACCAAAGCCAUCCUACCAGUGAAACCCUUGCCUUGUGGGUGGUUGUGCUCCAGUUCCCUGGCUCACAGUUACCACCUCCUCCUCACAGCACUCAUUUCUGCCCACAGACCAACCCAGCUGGCCCCAUGGCAGGUGAGAACCAGACUCACAUAACGGAGUUCAUGCUCCUGGGCUUUUCCCACGGCCAGCCCUUCCUCUUUGCUCUUUUCCUGGCCAUUUACCUGGCCACACUGCUGGGGAACUCUGCAAUACUCGCCCUCGUGUCCCUGGAUCCCCAUCUCCACAGCCCCAUGUACUUCUUCCUCAGUCACCUGUCCUGCUUGGACAUUUGCUACUCAUCAGUGACAGUGCCCAAGAUCCUGGCAAAUACCCUGCGCCCACAGCCGACCAUAUCCUACCAUGGGUGCCUGGCACAGAUGUUCUUCCUGAUGGGGUGCGCAGGAGCUGAAUGCGCACUCCUGGCUGUCAUGGCCUAUGACCGCUAUGCAGCCAUAUGCCAGCCCCUGCACUAUGUCCAUGCCAUGAGCCGAGGUGUCUGUGUGGCAGCAGCCAUCAGCUGCUGGCUCUGGGGGAUGCUGGACUCAGCCGUGCACACACUCCUGGCCUCCAGGCUCUCCUUCUGCGGGGCUGCCCAGAUCCAGCACAUCUUCUGUGAUGUCCCUCCACUUCUGAGGGCUGCAUGCAGCAACACCCACCCUAGUGAAGUGGCACUCCACACUGCCAGCGUCUUUGUGGGCCUCAGUCCCUUCCUGUUUAUCAUCGUCUCCUACCUCCGCAUCCUGACCACCGUCCUUGGGAUGUCCAUGGCCACCAGCUGGCACAAGGCCUUCUCCACGUGCUCUGCCCACCUGCUCGUGGUUGCCCUGUAUUUUGUGACAGCCAACCUGAACUACAACCGACCCAGCUCUGGCUACUCCCUGGCAGCUGACACGCUGGUCUCUGCACUGUACAGCAUUGUCACUCCCAUGCUGAACCCCCUCAUCUACAGCCUCCGCAACCAGGAGGUGCGGGGGGCCCUGCGGAAGGCUGUGCGGGGACAGGGCAGGCCAGGGUCCACAGGCAGCAAUGCAUGAGCAAUACCAGGGCUUCAACAGAGUGCUGAUGUGGCACUGGUGCAGCAUCAUCCAUCUGUGAGAAAUCUUUGAUGGCAGCAGUGGGCUCAGAGCCCUCUGCCCAGGUAGUGGC
This is a messenger RNA of Tyto alba (common barn owl), 1207 nucleotides long. Its product is annotated as olfactory receptor 5V1-like. Gene Ontology annotation, cellular component: membrane. Gene Ontology annotation, molecular function: olfactory receptor activity; G protein-coupled receptor activity. The record is from RefSeq and is a predicted model, not a curated record. The transcript has a single exon. The coding region runs from base 13 to 1095 and encodes 360 amino acids. Lineage: Eukaryota; Metazoa; Chordata; Aves; Strigiformes; Tytonidae. Gene Ontology annotation, biological process: G protein-coupled receptor signaling pathway.